AUGCUGGCUUUUACAUUAACCGAAGUCAUGGAUAAUUCUGUCAAAUUAUUAUCUCUUCAAGGUAUCUACCUCAUGUAUUUAUACGUCGGAAGCAUAGCCGUUAUUAUUUGCAUAUAUAUUUGGGUGCUUAUCGAUAGUUGUUCGUCGAUAAAUAACGAUUCGACAACGGGACUCGUACCUAGAACGAUAACCACAGGAGUGAUACACGAUAAAGAAACGGAUGUACAAAAUUUAUCAUCGUUAACGAAAUUUGGAUCGUUGAAAAAAGCACACAUAUCGAGAGAUAGAACUUCAAAUACAAGCUUUUACUUAAGGAUCGGUGCAAUCGUUUUCGGUUUGGGUACUUUGGUGUUUAAUGGUUUAGAAAUGGCCAUGCAUUCAAUGAUGGAAGGUUCAUGCUUGAAUGACGUCGUUUUCGUUCAUCCGAUUCUUCACGGAUUGUUUACAUUUUUACAAAUGCAUUUUUUAUUUGUCAAUUCUCAGGUUUUAGUUGAAAAAUUCGGUUUAGCUGCAAGAUUUGGAUUCAUGCAUUUGGCGGCAACAAAUUUAGCUCUUUGGAUAAGAUUAGUUAUAUGGGAAAGCGGAAACGAAUGGACUCAUUAUGUUUUCUUAUCAAUUAAUGAUAAAAAUUAUGAAAGUGACGUACCUACUCCCUUACAUUUGAGAAGUUUUCCUAAAUUUAUAACGCGAGUAGACAAAGAUUCAUUACCUUAUCAUGUAGUUUCCAAUGAGCACAUAAAUCAAGUUGUUUCUCUUCAUCAAUGUUUAAAUACCAACAGUCUCGGACAAUUAUGGACUUCGUCUAUGCCUUUUCUUUAUCCUUUUAUUAUUCAAUUCAGUAUAAUAGCUGCAGCGGUGACGUACAUCAUGGGUCAAAAUGUUGCCAAAGAUCAUUUAUUUUUUCAAAAACAAAAGAAAAUAGGAAUGACUGAUUCGAAAAGUUGCACACUCGCGACAACAUUGCACGAAAGUUUUAAUACUUGGGGUGUGGAUUGUGGGGGAGCGAGCAAAGGACUCUUUUUAGGCAUCCUCUGCCUCGUUACGGGUGUCGUCGUAAUAAUUAUAUUUUUGGUUGUCAAAGCAAAUGAAGAUUUUCCGGCAGAGACAAUAUUUUGGUUAAUCAACGGCACUUUGAUGGCCAUAUUAAGUAUAACAAUUAUAAUGAACGUGAUCGGACUCAUACAAAUCAGAAAGCUUUCAGUGAUUGGUACAAAAUUACCUUCUUUGGAUAAAAUUUUGUCCGUGUCUUCGAUCUUCGGAGUCCAACUUUAUACAAUAAUGGGAAUCGUAGCGGGAAGCGCAGGUACGGCGUCCGAAGAAACUCUCGAAGAAAUUUCAUCUCCUUUGCAAAAACGACACAGCAUGCUGUUGGCUGUAAGCCUCGUUCAACUCGUCCAAACAAUCAUGCAAAGCUGUUUUAUAGUCGAGGGCAUGCGAAGGACAUCUUUGUCUCGUACUCAAAUUGUAACGAAGCCCGCACGUCAAGUUGUUACGUUUUUAAUGUUCAGCAAUUCCGUUUUGUGGGCAUUCGACACGUUCGUCAUACAAAAUUGGAUGUCGCAAGAACUUCAAAUUCGUUUUUUCGGUAUCCUCGCAUGGGGUGUCAUAUCUAGAAUAAGUUUGCCCUUACUUAUUUUUUACAGAUUUCAUUCUUGCGUGCUCUUAUUGGAAAUAUGGAAAAAAUCUUAUCAUUCUAUACACGUAGAUCCGGGAAACUGA
Pediculus humanus corporis (human body louse) is the source of this 1719-nucleotide messenger RNA. RefSeq lists its product as uncharacterized. Lineage: Eukaryota; Metazoa; Arthropoda; Insecta; Psocodea; Pediculidae. Gene Ontology annotation, cellular component: membrane. The record is from RefSeq and is a predicted model, not a curated record. Gene Ontology annotation, molecular function: proton channel activity. The transcript is spliced from 6 exons. Bases 1 to 1719 code for a protein of 572 amino acids. Gene Ontology annotation, biological process: proton transmembrane transport.